AUGUAUACAAGCCAUAUAUCUGAAGAAAAACAUUCAAAAAAAAAAGUUGCUCCAAAAAGAGAGGCAACUAAGAAAAUGAAUAUUUUAAAUAGGAAAUCUGGCGCAGGUAUGAAAAAAUCCGACUCAUUUAAAUUCAAUGCGAGUAAAUACGACGACUUUGGAAGAGUAAGUAAACACCACACUGCUAAUUGCCAGAAAAAAAGCGAAGCAAGAGACUUGAUAAUUGGCGAAGAUGAAAAAAAAGAUUUAAAGCAAGAGAAUAUCGCAGGUUCAGAAAAAUAUAAAGUUGAGAACAUUAGUUCUUUGUCAGAGUCAGAGAUUAUUAAAGAAAUGUUUGGAAUUGAGAAAUUUGAAACAUCUAAAAAUAAAAACCACUCAAAAUCAAGUCUUUCUUGUUCUAACAUUAAGUCAAGAAGGAAGUAUAGGCAAUAUAUGAAUAGACCUGGUGGUUUCAAUAGACCCCUUUCUCCUAUUCAGUAA
This is a messenger RNA of Cryptosporidium ubiquitum, 480 nucleotides long. RefSeq lists its product as uncharacterized. The record is from RefSeq and is a predicted model, not a curated record. Bases 1 to 480 code for a protein of 159 amino acids. Gene Ontology annotation, biological process: RNA splicing. The transcript has a single exon. Lineage: Eukaryota; Apicomplexa; Conoidasida; Eucoccidiorida; Cryptosporidiidae. Gene Ontology annotation, cellular component: precatalytic spliceosome.